This is a messenger RNA of Strongylus vulgaris, 722 nucleotides long. The record is from the annotation of a GenBank genome assembly. NCBI's taxonomy places the organism in Eukaryota, Metazoa, Nematoda, Chromadorea, Rhabditida, Strongylidae.
UUGUUUGAUCACAUCGCUCAAUGCAUUGCGCUUUUCACAGAGGAGCAAUUUCGUGGAGAAAAGAAGAAAUUACCAUUGGGCUUUACCUUCUCUUUCCCUUGUAAAAUUGAAGAACUAACAAAAGGUAUAUUGAUACACUGGUCAAAAGGCUUCAAGGCAAGCGGAGUAGAAGGAAAAGAUGUUGUUAAAUUACUCAAAAAAGCGUGCAGAAAACGAUCGAAAGAUUUUCCCACGGAACAAAAAGGAGCGAUUAAGGAUGUUAGCAUAGAUGUAACCGCAAUAUUGAAUGACACAGUUGGAACUCUGAUGGCAUGUGCUUUCAAAGAAAAUACUUGUCAAGUACACAUGGGUGUCAUCUUCGGCACAGGAACGAAUGCGUGUUAUAUGGAAAAGCUAACAAAAAUUGAAAAAUUAAAGGGUAAAUGGGAAACAGAUGGGCUCCCCGAUGAGAUGAUAAUCAAUAUGGAAUGGGGCGCUUUUGGUGAUGAUGGCUGUCUUGGAUUUAUAUAUACAGAUUAUGAUAGAGAAGUUGACGAGAAGAGUAUCAAUCCAAAAGUGCACAUCUUCGAAAAGAUGAUCUCUGGUAUGUAUAUGGGAGAAAUUGUACGUAUUGUCCUGGAGGCGCUGGCAAGGAAGGGUGUGCUCUUCAAAGGAGAUUAUCUUUCAAUUUCAAAAAAGGACUGCUUCAUAACGAAAUAUGUUUCCGACAUUGAAAAGUAAGU